Closterium sp. Yama58-4 is the source of this 1725-nucleotide messenger RNA. Lineage: Eukaryota; Viridiplantae; Streptophyta; Zygnematophyceae; Desmidiales; Closteriaceae. The record is from the annotation of a GenBank genome assembly.
AUGCAGAGGGAGAAGCUGGGCCAGCACUGGUGGCCAUGGGCUAGAAACAGGACAAUUCAUGCCGACCCCGAGUCUGGCCCUCAGCAGCACAACAAUCACGUUAACCGAAACAAGCUCUCACUGGCCCUGACCUCUUCUCCCUCCGAUGCUCCUCGCCGCUUCACCUUUGCUCAGCUGAGCAGGGCAACUGAUGGGUUCGCUCUGGAGAAUAAGAUAGGAGAGGGAGCGUUUGGGACAGUCUACCGUGCAGCCGCGAUUCCUGUUUCUGGAUCAUCAGGUGCCACAUCAGCAAGUAGGAGAGGAACGGACGCAGCAGCUUCUGGGAAGGCAGACGGGCAGCGAAAUGAGGAGUUGUGGGCGGUGAAGAGGGCGAAGAGAGGGAGCAUGGGACCAGGAGGGGCGUUUGAGCGAGAGGUGCGCACCAUCUGGCGUUUGAAUCACCGCAGCCUGGUGUCGCUCAUAGGGUGGUGUGCGGAGCAAGGGGAGCAGCUGCUGGUUUAUGAGUUCGUGCCCAAUGGCAACCUCUAUGAAGCUCUGCAUGACCUCUCCCGUCCCCCGCUCUCCUUUCUCCAACGUGUGCACAUUGCCCUGGGUGUCGCGCGUGCGCUGCACUACAUACACGAACAGGCACGAGAAUGCAUGCUUCACAGGGAUGUCAAGUCGCUCAACAUACUUCUCACAGCAGAGCUGCAGCCCAAGCUGUCUGACUUUGGCCUAUCCCGCAUGCUGGAAGGCGGGGAGGCGAGUUUCUUCACUCAUGGGCUGUCAGGCACCAGGGGAUAUUUGGAUCCUGAGUUCCUCACCACACACCGUGCCUCCACCAAGACGGAUGUGUACAGCUUCGGAGUGGUUCUUCUUGAGCUCCUCACAGGCCAGCGCCCCUUGCUCUUCAUCUCGCUCUUGUCUCACUGUCAGCGCCCCUCGCUCUACAUCUCAUCCCAUGCUCCCUCUCUUCCCCUUCCCUACUCUCCUCCUCCCCUCUCCCCACCAGCUUCAAAGCGGUUUUCCUCGAGCCAUCUUUUGCUCACAGGCCAGCAUCCCAUGCUCGUCAUCUCAACCCAUGCUCCCUCUCGCCGCUUUUCCUUCUCUCUUUCCCCCUCCCCUACCCACCAGCUUCGGUGUGGUUCUUCUAGAGCUGCUCACGGGCAGGCAGUCUCAGAGAUCGUAUCUGCUGAGGAUCAAAUCUCUCGUAUCCCAGUGGAAGCACAUGCAGGAGCAGCAUCCACGAAACUUCUCCUGGAAGAUCCUUCUCUGGGUGCCUCCAGUAACCACUCGUUUGGUGUUUCCACUCUUGCUGACUGGGCUCGCCGCAUGCUCUCCCAUGGCCACCUGGCAGACAUUCUCGAUCCACGCAUGCCAUGUCAGCUGCCCAGUUUGCCACAUCAGCUGGCUGACUUUGCUGACGUGGCCGUGUCGUGCACAGACCCGAUUGGUUACCGCAGGCCUGGUAUGGGAUCUGUGUGCUCACGUCUGGAAGCCAUUCUUCACUCCCUCGCUCCGGAACCCACCAUGCCUCGCCAUCCCCUUUAUCAGCUCACUUCUUUACCAGCCACAGCACCACCUAGUGGUGUUUCCUCUACAGUAGCAGCUUUGUCUGGUGAGGAGUGUGGACGUUCUGGGGCCUACAGCACAGAUGAUCAGAUUCGUCACGGCAGCAGCAGCAGCUGUGGUGGUGCUGUUUAUGUGAGUCCCAGUGCACAUGCCAAAUUCCAGGGACUUGAGUAG